Molecule: messenger RNA, 2718 nt
Organism: Plectropomus leopardus (leopard coralgrouper)
Lineage: Eukaryota; Metazoa; Chordata; Actinopteri; Perciformes; Serranidae
Source: RefSeq, a predicted model, not a curated record
GCAUUUACCCAGUUUCGACCAUAAGAUCCCUGGUGUCACCUGUGUAAACAAAAACAGCUAAAGUCAUUUCAGUAUAAACAGUUUAAACUACACAAAAGCUAAGUAAUUAGAAUUGGAGAGAUAACGCCGAGCGAACUGUUAGCUAACUCCCGUUAAUGUAGUUAACGCUGACUGGUUGCGUACACUGUUGGCUGCGUUUGCUAAACUAUGCUAACAUCACUGUCUGUUUCUUGAUAAGGCAAGGUUAACAAAAGUCGUAAAACAUCCAACUAUGGACAGUAAUCUCGAAACACCAUACGAAGAGGAGGAUGAGUUUAUUGAAUGCACGGUCUGUGAUAAAUCCAUAAGGGGUGAAACCCUAUACAAGAUACACCUGACUACACCAGGACAUAUAAAGAAAGAGGAUGCCAUUGUUGCUUCUGGACGCGCUGUCAGAAAGCACCACAUACCGAUAUUUGAGGACAUUGUACAAUAUCUGGAUUACAUGAAGCUUGAUGAGCCCAUCAUUGGCUUAAACUUUUUGGAUGAACUGCCUUGUAGUGACCCGCAGUCAGGCCCGAGAUACGCGUGUAGGCUGUGUAAUCAGAACGCAAACCUCUCUGAAACGGUCCGUCAUGUGAUUGGACGUAAACACCGGCAGAGAUAUGUGGAAAUGAAACGGCCAGACUUGGUGACCUGGACUAAACAAUCCAUAAUAACCCACGGAGGAAAGAUCAUACGAGCCAAAGCGGAGAUAGUAGAGAGACAGGAUGGACAAGGAUGUCCAACGAAAUUGCAGAAAAGGGGGAUAGAGGGCAGAUUAAACAUCUCAAGAGAUCCCCAAAGACAGAAACAAUAUCGGGACCAAAACAUCUCACAGAAUUUUACUCAACGAGAUGUGCCGCCACUCCUACCAGAACUUAAGAACUAUCGGAAAAAGACCUUUCACCCACGGAGGUAUCCCCCAGGUGACCCAUAUACAACCCCUUUCCAUCCCGAAGACUCUUACAUGUUGAACAGAGACCGACCGAUGUACCAGCAGGAGGACGCUCUCAGCUUUGACCGCGUGGAAGAUGAGCUGCAGAGGGCUGAUUACAGGGAAAAUGAUUUAAGCAGACGAGAGUAUAUGGAGCCUGAUUAUCGUAAGGAGUAUGAAGACAAAUUCGUAGAAGAUCCACAGAGAAGAGUUGUACUCGAGCCAGACGGUGUUUCCAAGUAUGAUUCAAGGGAGGAGUUGCCCCGAGGCCCAGAAGAUUUUUACCCAGAAGAGGCUUCUCCUUACAGAAGGUCCUACCCUGACAGAGAUCAACUGAAGGAGUUCUACUCUGAGGAAGUCAGGCGUGGCCGAUUUCACUAUGACAAGUACCAGCCCUCGCAGCUGAUGUACCCAAAAGACGAUGAGCAACGACGGUCACUGAACAGAGAAACGGAUAGACAUGACAGUAUGUAUAGAGCAGGCAUGCAGGGGUCGAGUGAACCAGAGGCCAAGAGGAGGAGCUUUCCCACACCUGUGGAGAGUGAGCGACCGCGUGACCAUCUGUUUGUUACAACCAGAGAUUACUGUCAUGGAAUGAGAGAACCACAUCUAUUGGAGGCAGACGCUGACCCUGGGCCAAGAAGAUGCGGACCCCCGACCUCACAGAGACAAGUGGAAGUUACCAGGGCCAUGUCUGACAUCCCAGAGCCCUUCAGACGUUUCCUGAAAGGGGCCUCUAAUGGCGAGGAACACGGUAAAAGAAAAAGGAAGAGUCGCUUCUCCGAUGCCACUGCAGAGGAGGUGGAAACCACAAAGGAGAUGUUCAGUGAUGAAUAUGGACCCCCAAAUCUAAAGUUUGGCCGUCAUCCUAGAUCUGAAGUCCAAGGACCACAACAUCCUGACCUCUACACUCAAUCACAAAGCUUGCCUCAUACUGAAAGCUACCAAAGAGGAGACUCUGAUUCGAGGGGUGUCUUUGAUAUGCUGAAAAACAUUGAGAUUGAAAAUGCAGAAGAGGCUGAUUUCUUGAAGAGCGAACUUUGCAACCUUCUGAGAGAAUUCAAGUCCAAAAAAUCAGAGAAAGCUCAAAAUAGCCAAGGUCGAGCAGCCAUCCCCAAAGACUACAACAGCUUAAAUUCAGACCCAGAGCUGUCUCCAAGACACCAGUAUGACCAGUACAAGCAGUAUGACCAGUUUGACACAACUCUUAGACAAGAUUUUGACCAUAGACGACCAGAAGACCGCUACUUCAAAGAAGAUCACAGAGGAAGAAGCUGGCAGCAGCAUGAGCAUCGGCCUGACGAGAGAAAUACCCCCAUCCAAGAAUACCAGUAUCCCGUACGUGAGGAAGUCAGACAGUCAAACAGAAACCGCUAUGAAGAUGUUUUCAGACGGCCUGGGAUGUCUCGGAUGCCACUUGCCAAAAAUUUAGAUGAGCCAGAACAUAAUCCUGAAAGGUUUCAAGAACCCAUGCACCCUCGGGACAACCGACCUGCCGCUGAUGAGCUCUUUGACUUGCACACUCCUGCACCUCCAUUCCACAUGGAAAGAGGGCCCAGGAUGAACAGGGGCCCUCAGUACUCAAACAACCUGGAUAAAAUCACCUCCACACUCCUGGAAUUUGUGACAAGGAAAUAAUCAUCUGAAGUUCUGUAAACUAAACACUUAUACAUUUAAUGAGAGAAUGUUUUCUAAUGUUAUUUGCUUUAGACAUUUUGUGUGAUUUGUGAAGGCAUAAAACAUAAAAACAUUUGUUGACUGCA